AUGCGGCAGGCGGGGCGGUACAUGGCCGCCUUUCGGAAGUUCUCCGACAAGUAUACUUUCAGGGAGCGGUCCGAGAACGCCGACAUCGCCACGGAGCUGAGCCUGCAGCCCUGGCACGCUUUCCACCCCGACGGCGUCAUCAUGUUCUCCGACAUCCUCACCCUCCUCCCCGCCAUCGGCGUGGAGUUCCAGGUGAUCAAGGGCCGCGGUCCACUCAUCGCCGCCCCCCUGCGCGACGCCUCGGCCGUGGCCGCACUGCGCCCAUUGGAGGACCCCGCGGCCAGCCUGCCCUUCGUGGGCGAGACGCUGCGCAACCUACGCGCCGAGGUGGGCGACGGCGCCGCGGUGCUGGGCUUCGCGCCCACGCCCUGGACCCUGGCAGCCUACUGCGUGGAGGGUCGCGCGGACCGCAACUGCCGUGCGACCAAGACCAUGAUGCUGCGCGACCCGGCCCUGCUCGCCUGCCUCAUGGACAGGCUGGCCGACGCCAUUGCGGCGCACCUGGAGUACCAGGUGGCCUCGGGGGCGCAGGUGCUCCAGCUCUUCGACUCCUGGGCGCACCACCUGACCCCCGCGCAGCACGCCGCCCACGGCGCGGCGCAGACGGAGCGGGUCCUGCGCCGCCUGGCCGCCUCCUGCCCCGGCGUGCCGGUCAUGCUGCACACCAACGGCUGCGCGGGGAAGCUGGCCGCGCUGGGCGCGCUGCCCGCCGCCGCGGUCGGCGUGGACUGGCACCAGCCCAUGCGCGACGCGCGCGUGGCGCUGGGCGCCGACGUCGUGGUGCAGGGCAACGUGGACCCCAUGCUGCUCUUCGGCAGCGAAGCCGACGUGCGCGCCGGGGUGGCGGCGUGCCUGGAGGAGGCAGGGCCGGAGCGGCACAUCAUGAACCUGGGGCAUGGCGUGAUCGAGGGCACGCCGGAGGCCAGCGUGGGCGCCUUUGUGCAGCUGACCAAGGAGCUGUCGGCCGCGCGGCGGCGUGGGUGA
Messenger RNA from Auxenochlorella protothecoides, 984 nucleotides. Its product is annotated as Uroporphyrinogen decarboxylase. Gene Ontology annotation, molecular function: uroporphyrinogen decarboxylase activity. The record is from RefSeq and is a predicted model, not a curated record. NCBI's taxonomy places the organism in Eukaryota, Viridiplantae, Chlorophyta, Trebouxiophyceae, Chlorellales, Chlorellaceae. The transcript has 2 exons. Gene Ontology annotation, biological process: porphyrin-containing compound biosynthetic process. Bases 1 to 984 code for a protein of 327 amino acids.